AUGUGUACCACUUACACCUACUCGGAGUUAAAACAACUCGUCGCCAAAUCAAACAACCCCACCAACGGACGCCUAUUUUCGGCAGCAAUGUACAUCAAAGACAUAUUCAACGCUAAUAACAUCGUGUUUGGUUUCAUGGGUGGCUUUUCGCUCAGUCUUAGGGGAAGUGAUCGUAGGGCCAAUGAUAUUGAUGUGGCAGUCGGUGCAACUAUGUUAGAACUUAAGCAAGUCUUAGACCUACAGAAGUUUAUUAUAAUACCGUUAGGUCUUACAUCGGGUGUAUUGAGGAGUUUUGUUCGUGUAGUAGAAUUUGGGCGACUAGAAAAGCUCGUUGAAGUCGACUUUUUACUAGCAGGUACAGAAUUAUCAUUCAAACCUACAAAUUUCGUUUUAACAUUUGAAGGAAACUUCGGCCUCAACAUCGAUCUCACCGAUUCUGUCGAGAUAAUUAAUACCGUCUUACCAUCAGAAAGCGUACACCAGUUUCCAGUCCUGAAACUGCUUUCCGCAAUGAGAAGCAAGCUACUGGCUCAUUUCACCAGAAAUGAAUCUAGAGAUUACAAAGACCUGCAAUGGCUUUGUGCCCAAUACGGUAUGGAGAUAUAUGAGUUUAGAGCUGAGUUGGAGAUGGUGCAUCGUCAGAAGUUCAUCGACCACUGUGAGCAGCAACCUGCGUCCAGUGAUGGUAGUGGUCCGAAUUAUGUUAGGAAGGUGAAACAUAUACUUGGUGUUCCAUGA
Molecule: messenger RNA, 738 nt
Organism: Glarea lozoyensis ATCC 20868
Lineage: Eukaryota; Fungi; Ascomycota; Leotiomycetes; Helotiales; Helotiaceae
Exons: 2
Coding region: 1-738 (245 amino acids)
Source: RefSeq, a predicted model, not a curated record